GUGUGACAAGAUGAAUUCUGGGAGCUCCAAAAUCUUAUCCUUUCCUACUCUCACUCUCUGAAAGUUUCAGUCUGUUAUGCGUUUGAAAAUUGAAACUUUCAGAGGAUCUUUCUGUUAAGAUUUCAUUCCCAAUAAGAACAAGAACAAGAACAAGAACAAAAAUUCAAAUUGCAUUGCUUUCAAAAUUCAAAUUUUCAGUAACGAAAACAUUUCUUUCUUUUUUCGAUUUGAAGAAAAAAAAAGAUAUGCAUUCGAAUUUUGGAGCUGCAGAGAUUGGAAAUCAGCACUUUAUGGAUUCUAAUUCAUCAGUUUUACCAGUCUUCAAUCCUCAGAAGCAAAACCAGAACUUUUUGCAUCAACAAUUUCAUCCGCAGCAGCCGCAGCCAUGUUAUCAUCUCAGUCAAUUAGCUCAUCCGAUUCCGAUUACCCACGACUUGUUCCAACGACAGAAUCAGCUCCAAUUCCAAGCAUUGCUGCAGCAGCAGCAGCAGGAACAGCAGGAAGAAGGCAGGCUGCCAUGGCAGCCGAGCCUUCCAAGUUUCAAGCUUGGUCUCAGUGAAAGCAGUGGACCACAUAACUUAGGAUUCAAAAAUUGGAAAACCCAAGAAUAUUACGGGAUUAGAAGAGAAUCAAUGUGUUGGAAGCCUCUUGACGCGGUAGUCGCCGACACAACAAACAAAAGGCAGAGGCAGGAAGAAGGGGAGAGUUGCAGAGACUUGGAGGGAAAACACAGGCUUUAUGGUGAGCUUGAAGCAAUCUAUAACCUAGCAAAGAUGGGGGAGGCUAAUCAGAAUCAAACCGGCUCUGGCUCUGCGCUCACCGGCGAAAACUGCUCGAAAAAUGUGGAAUUUCCUGUGGUUUUUGUUGAUCCUAAUGGCCUCAAUGCUGCUCCAGCUGAUAAUGUUAGGGUGGAUAAUGUGUCGGAAGCGUCCAUUGGAGAGGAGCGUUCAGUGGGGAAGAUUCAGAAGAGGAAGAGAAAGUCGAAAAUGAAGGAGCAAUUAAGUUCAAUGACUAGGUUUUUCGAGAACUUGGUGAAGCAGGUUGUGGAUCACCAAGAGAAUCUUCAUAAAAAGUAUUUGGAAGUGAUUGAAAAAAUGGAGAAAGAGAGAAGGGAGAGAGAAGUGGCAUGGAGAUAUCAAGCGGAGGAGAACCAUAAGAGAGAAACCAUGGCCAAACUCCAUGAGCAGGCUCUAGCUUCAAGCAGAGAAGCUCUCAUUGUUUCAUACAUUGAGGAAAUCACUGGCCAAAGAGUCAGCCUUCCUCCUAGGCAAACCCCACUGUUGUUGCAGCCUGAUAAUGUAAGCGAACCCCAAACCGCAGUGGAAUUGACACCCUCCCAAGCUGAUCGCACAAAUAGCAGAUGGCCUCAAAGUGAAGUCGAGGCGUUGAUUCUAGUGCGAGGUAGUGUAGAAUCGAAAUUUGUGGAACUGGGGUCAAAAGGGCAUGUCUGGGAAGAGGUGAGUGCUUUAAUGGCUUCAAUGGGCUAUCAGAAGAGUGCCAGAAGGUGCAAGCAAAAGUGGGAGAACAUCAACAAGUACUUUAGGAGAACCAAAGACACUGCAAAAAAGCGUCCUAUUCAGUCGAAAACUUGUUCUUAUUUUAAUCAGUUGGGUCAGCUGUACUCAAAAACGCCGACCACCGUCCCUUCAUCUUCAUCUUCGGUUAGCAUGGAUGUUAGCAUUCAAAGGCAAGGUUAUUCAGAGCUUUUAGAAGCCUUUGUAGCAGGGAGAGGGACAGAAGUUACACAUAAUCUGUCUAAUGGGAAUUUUGAAAUCUCCGAAAUGGGGUUCAGUAGGUUGGAUUUCAAUGGCAUUAGUAAUGGUAAAGUAGAAAAUGUGCAAGGAGACCGUGGGAAGGAGAAGGAAAACGACGAGGAUGACGAGAACAUGGACGAAAGGGAAGACACGGAUGGUGAAGAUUUUGAUGAAUAAGGUAGAGCAUUGUCAUGGGACAAAACUAGGAAGGUACGCCAGUUAAUCAUGGCGUGUAGUUCUUUUGUUAACCUAGCAAUUUUGAUGUGUUUUUGGCUAUUAGCUUGAGUUUCAAGCUUUUUUUAGUAGUUUUUGUUGCUGACAAAGUUUGAGGUUGAAUUAAAUUCUCCUUUUUAGAUUAACAUAUUGAUUCAUGUUGGAAAA
Messenger RNA from Malus domestica (apple), 2135 nucleotides. RefSeq names its product trihelix transcription factor DF1-like. Lineage: Eukaryota; Viridiplantae; Streptophyta; Magnoliopsida; Rosales; Rosaceae. The record is from RefSeq and is a predicted model, not a curated record.